This is a messenger RNA of Mesorhabditis spiculigera, 564 nucleotides long. NCBI's taxonomy places the organism in Eukaryota, Metazoa, Nematoda, Chromadorea, Rhabditida, Rhabditidae. The record is from the annotation of a GenBank genome assembly.
AUGAAGGACCGCGCGGGGAAAUGGGAAAAGUUCGACGGCCAAGCCGAGAAAUACUACCCGGCAGCCACUUUUGAGCUUUUCCAUGCAACAACAGCCGUUCACGUCAUUUCUGCGGUGCAGACGCUUCUCAUCGCGGGCUUUGUCGUGAUCUAUUUUGCCAUGGAAGCACAUGGUUUCUUUAUUUUAAAAAACUAUUUUCGUCUUGUCGUCGCCUCGGUGGCCACGCUGUAUUUGGCGGGGAUUGUGGCGGCAGUGUUUGGGGCUUAUUUGGAACGACGACAUUUCCUGAAUAUCCAGAUACUCGUCCUCCGGUCGCUGAUGCUUUUUGCCGAUAUUAUUGCGCUGGCCAUUAUUUUGAUCAUGGCCAUUGGUAAUCGGCAAAAGUGGAUCGAGGCCAUCCCCACGCAUUUUGUUAAUGCGAAACAAUUUUACGGGCUUCUCGGGCCCUUCUGGAUGUACCUGGGCGCUAUUUCGCUGCACAUUACCGUAGCUGGGAAUAUGGUUUUUCAGAAGGUGAUCAAUGGAUGCAUCAAGUACUUUGAGGACAAGGAACAAGCCGAGGCC